This is a messenger RNA of Python bivittatus (Burmese python), 2986 nucleotides long. RefSeq names its product lipin 2 (gene LPIN2). Gene Ontology annotation, molecular function: transcription coactivator activity; phosphatidate phosphatase activity. Gene Ontology annotation, cellular component: cytosol; endoplasmic reticulum membrane; nucleus. Lineage: Eukaryota; Metazoa; Chordata; Lepidosauria; Squamata; Pythonidae. Gene Ontology annotation, biological process: fatty acid catabolic process; positive regulation of transcription by RNA polymerase II; cellular response to insulin stimulus. The record is from RefSeq and is a predicted model, not a curated record.
CAACCGCCGCCACCAACGGUUGCUGGCUGCUGCUCCUCGCCUCUUUCCCGGUUCCACCCGGCUGAGGGGGGGGGGGAAAAAAGCUUUAAAAUAUGAAUUAUGUUGGUCAGCUUGCUGGACUUCUGGUUACUGUGAAGGAAUUGUAUAAAGGCAUUAAUCAAGCUACACUUUCAGGAUGCAUUGAUGUAAUUGUAGUUCGGCAACAAGAUGGUACAUACCUAUGCUCACCAUUCCAUGUCCGAUUUGGAAAACUUGGUGUCUUACGUUCAAAAGAGAAAGUGAUUGAUAUUGAAAUUAAUGGAGAGGCAGUUGAUCUUCACAUGAAACUGGGUGAUAAUGGAGAAGCCUUCUUUGUACAGGAAACAGAAGAAAAAUUUGAAAAUGUUCCGGCCCAUUUGGCAACAUCACCGAUACCUACAGAAGAUCAGUUCUUCAAGGAAAAUGAUGGCAAUUUGAUGAAGUCAGGUGAAAGUGAAAAGAUAGGUUUAAGCUCAGAAGUUCCACAAAUUGUGGAAGCAGAGCCUUUUUUGUCCUCUGGGUCAGUGAAGAAAAAAAAGCGAAGAAAAAGAAAAUGUAAACAAGAUGUGAAGAAAGAAGAUCAGUUCUCUUCUCUUGGAACUGAGGAAAUCUUUGAAAUGGAAAUAAGUUCAGAUGAUGACAGAUGUAUUCAGCCUUUGAGAAGCCCUGCAGAUUCUCCACCAAAGGAUGAAAACUAUAAAGAUACAUUGAUUUACCCUUCAAAGGAUGAUUACCCUUUAUCAGAUGGAGACUGGUCUAUUUCAGUGAACCCUUUUAGCCAGCCAACUUGUCCUAAAAGUGAUUCAGAACUGGAAGUUAAACCUACAGAGAACUUGCUUAUUAGAGGAGAAUCUCACAUGGAAUGGACAUGGGGAGGCUUUCCUGCAUCUACCAAGAUAAGCAAGAAGGAAAAACUGGAACAUCCUAGAACAGCUACCAUCACUCCAUCAGAGAAGACUCAUUUUAGGGUUAUAUCCAGCAAUGAUACAAUUGAAGAUGAUGUUCUGGUGAACGAUUCAGUUUGUACAGUUUUAAAACCUGAGCCAAGAACACAUCCACUACUUAAAGAGCUAGAUAUUGAAGACAGACUUGCUUCUACAGUAACAGAGCCUGUUCUGGACAUUCUUGAGCACUCUCCUGCCUUAGAUUCUGAUACACUCCCCAGCCCACUGGCGGAGUCACCAGCAGAAAUUAAGCCACCAACAAAACUUGAUUCUCCAUCGAAGAAAAAAGGGAUACAUAAAAGAAGCCAGCACCAAGGACCUGAUGACAUAUAUUUGGAUGAUCUGAAGGCUCUAGAACCUGAGGUUGCUGCUCUUUAUUUUCCCAAAAGUGACUCUGAUCCAGGUACUAGACAGUGGUUGGAGUGUGAUACUUUCUCUGGUUCUCAGUCUCCACAAUCAGUUGGAAGUGCUGCUGCAGACAGUGGUACAGAUUGUAUGUCUGAUUCUGCAAUGGACUUGCCUGAUGUUACAUUAUCUCUUUGUGGAGGUCUUAGUGAAAAUGGAGAGAUAUCUAAAGAAAAAUUCAUGGAACACAUAAUUACUUAUCAUGAAUUUGCUGAAAAUCCAGGUCUUAUAGAUAAUCCUAACUUGGUAAUAAGGAUAUACAACAGGUAUUAUAAUUGGGCAUUGGCUGCUCCCAUGAUUCUCAGCUUGCAGGUGUUCCAGAAAAGCUUACCACAGACAACAAUUGAAUCCUGGAUUAAAGACAAGAUGCCGAAGAAGUCUGGAAGGUGGUGGUUCUGGCGUAAAAAGGACAGCUUGAUUAAGCAGCUUCCAGAAACAAAGGAUGGGAAAUCUGAGGCUCCAAAAAAUGACCAAUCAACAACUUUAAAGGAACAAGUUGAAAACCAGCCUCCAGAUGAUGAAUCUUCUAGUGACGAUGAAGGUUCACAGGAACUAAAAGAAUCCUUAAUAGUAGAUUCAACUCCACUUGAAUAUUCAAGCCCUGGGAACACUACUUAUAGAAAGUCACUUAGGUUGUCUUCAGAUCAAAUUGAGAAACUGAAGCUUAGAGAUGGACCAAAUGAUGUUGUGUUCAGCAUUACAACCCAGUAUCAAGGAACUUGCCGUUGUGCUGGGACAAUAUACUUAUGGAACUGGAAUGACAAAAUAAUCAUUUCUGAUAUUGAUGGGACAAUAACCAAGUCUGAUGCUUUAGGACAGAUUCUACCACAGCUUGGCAAAGAUUGGACUCAUCAGGGUAUUGCAAAACUCUACCAUUCUAUCAAUGAGAAUGGCUAUAAGUUUCUGUAUUGCUCUGCUCGUGCAAUUGGAAUGGCAGAUAUGACAAGAGGAUACUUACACUGGGUCAAUGAUAAAGGAACAAUUUUACCCAAGGGUCCUUUGAUGUUAUCACCUAGCAGCCUGUUUUCUGCUUUUCAUAGGGAAGUGAUAGAAAAAAAGCCAGAGAAAUUCAAAAUUGAGUGUUUAAAUGAUAUUAAGAACUUAUUUGGUCCAUGUGAACAGCCUUUUUAUGCUGCUUUUGGGAACAGACCUAAUGAUGUCUAUGCCUAUAUGCAAGUUGGAGUUCCAGAUUGCAGAAUAUUCACAGUUAACCCAAAGGGUGAACUUAUCCAGGAACAAACAAAAGGAAACAAAUCUUCGUAUUACAGAUUAAAUGAACUUGUGGAACAUUUGUUUCCACUGCUUAAUAAAGAACAGAGUUCUGCUUUUGCAUGCCCAGAAUUCAGCUCCUUUUGCUAUUGGAGAGAACUGCUUCCUGAAGUGAAUAUGGAAGAUUUAGCUUAAACAGCAUUACUCACACAGAACUUCUUUCUGGAGAGGUCACUAUACCUUUUUGGUACCAUACGUGUUAAAUGCAGGAAGAGCCAUUCGUUGAUACAAACCAAUGAAAUGAAAAGCUAUUUCCUUUGUUCUUUACUCAAGCUUACUCUUUUUUUUUUUAAGAUACUGGAAAAAUAACUUCUGAAAUAGCAGAUUAUCAAGUGAAGGAAAAUGGAGGA